Molecule: messenger RNA, 432 nt
Organism: Thecamonas trahens ATCC 50062
Lineage: Eukaryota; Apusomonadida; Apusomonadidae
Product: ribosomal protein L28e
Exons: 2
Coding region: 23-412 (129 amino acids)
Biological process (GO): translation
Cellular component (GO): cytosolic large ribosomal subunit; ribosome
Molecular function (GO): structural constituent of ribosome
Source: RefSeq, a predicted model, not a curated record
CACAUUUCUCCACAUCACAACAAUGUCGGCUGAUCUUGUCUGGAAGCUCGUGAACCAGUCGCACUCGAAGCUCAAGAAGCAGAAGUCGAUCGGUGUUACCUUCUCGGCUGAGAAGGGCAACGUCGCCAACAUCAACACCCGCGCGUUCUCCGGAUACUCGCCCGAGGCUGUUGACGUCACCGUGUUCCGCAACCGUGUUGUCGUCUCGGUCGCCGACAAGGACUCCAUCAACAAGCCUGCCACCCGCUUCAACCGCACUUCGCUCAAGCCCGAAGCCCAGCUCUCCUCCAAGGCCGCUAUCGCCGCCACCCUGGCCGCUGGCGUCAACCCGGUUGUUGCCCGCAUGGCUGCUGCCCGUGCUGACCGCCUCUCCCGCCACGGCGUCCACAAGGUCAAGCGCUCGAAGAAGUAAACUGGCCUGACAAUCCUCGA